GCACCAUUUUUCAGUAGAAUAUACCCACGUACGUACCAUGUCGACGAUCAACAACAAAGAGCGGCGUCAUUAACAUUUGUGCUUUUACUUACCUUCUGUUGAACUAAUUUUAGCCAGAUAAUAGUAGUUUGGACGGUAGCAGAGCGCUGUCGUUAGGACUGCGACUCUCGGUAACCAUGGAAACAGACGAGCAGACCCGGAACCGCUUCCAGGCCGAACUGGAGUUCGUCCAGUGUUUGGCAAACCCGUACUACCUGAACUUUUUAGCUCAGAGAGGCUUCCUGAGGGAGAGGACCUUCGUGAACUACCUCAAGUAUCUGCUGUACUGGAAGGAGCCUGAGUACGCCAAGUUCCUCAAGUAUCCUCACUCUCUGCACAUGCUCGAGUUGCUGCAGUACGAACACUUCAGGAAGGAGCUGGUCAACGCUCAGUGCGCCAAGUUCAUCGACGAGCAGCAGCUGCUGCACUGGCAGCACUACUCCCGCAAACGCACACGGCUGCAGCAGGCGCUAGCCGAGCAGCAGCAGGCGCAGCAGCAGCAGCCGCCACACGGGAACGCUGCCACCAAGUGAUGUCACCGGGGGCUGCUUUAUAGCUGGUCAAAAUGAACUCAGACGUUGAAGAGUGGAGUGACGAAGUCCACUCUAUUCUUGCCCACUUCGUGUCUUCCGAGUGAUUGCUGGAAUAUCUCUGUUUGCUCUGUGAUGAUGAUCACGAAAUAUAAACUCAUCAGAUUUAAGUAUUUUGUUCAGGUUUAUGAACCCUGGACAGGGAUUAAAGUUCUCCGUACUGGGUACGGAUUUCCGUCCUGGGGAUUUUUUGGGGAUAUUUUUUUAUGAGAUCAGCGCAAAUACGACAAAAAAUAUGAACACCGGGGUGUCUGUAGCGCCGCGUUGACUUGUCGAACGGCGCCCACUGCAGUCAAUCAGCUGUUGGCUGUGCACACACAGUAAAGUUCUCUGGUUUUAGAUGCACGUAACCUGACACCUAAUAACUCAGCCUAGGCUGAGUUAUGGUUCUGCGUCAAAACGACGCCGUGCCUACGCAUGUGGUUUGCGUCGACGUGUUUUUGAUUGUUAUUUUAUUCUGCAUGUAAAGCACCAUGUGUUGCAAUUAUACAGGCAUCAGAAUCUUCCGUGGAUCCGCGGAUUUUGGUCUCAGCAAAAAAAAAAAAUUCCCCAAACAACGGACCAGGCCAGAAAAGAAAAACAUAAUAUGCAAAAAAUAAGCGACGUAUCUAUCCAUUCAUUCAGAAAUCAAAAAUCAUUUCCAUUUGGGAGCUUCUGUGCGGCGCUGAAUAUGCAAUGCAGUGUUUUGCGGUGUGCUUCUCAUUGAAAUGACUGGAGGCAACACGUUGCGGCAGUGAGCAGAGCCGGCAGGGAAAAAAAGUCAACAGUGCCGCGUGUCCGUGUGUAACCUAAAUCUACCAUGGCCUCAGUGUUAGGGCUCGGCCAGGUGGGGCUUUAUAAAUAUAUGGGCUUUAUAAAUGUAUUAAAUAUAUGAGCGCGGAGUCGGCGUGGCGAGGAGCUGCGCGCACACCGGCCGACAGUGGAGUCGCGCUGUGAAGCCUGAAUUAUGGUUCCGCGUUAAAUCGACGCGUACCUACGCCGUAGGCCUCGGCGUAGGUUACGCGGCGACGCCCCGCGUACCCUACGCCGGGCCUGCGUUGGUGUAACGCGGGACCAUAAAUCAGACUUAAAUCCCUUUAGGCUAAUACUGUGAGAAAUAACCUCUCAUAAUAGCGGUGUACAGUUAAUAAAUGCUGCCGUUUCUGCUGGCUACUGAGUCCCGUAAGUGGCGAGUGAGUUUUAACUCCUUAAUUACUAAGGUGCAUCCCUAGUUUUUUCGGUGGGAAAGGGGGAUUCUGGCCAUUGUAGAAGUUUAAGAUAUAAUUAUCUUCAUUUCAAGAUUUAUUCAUGCAUGAAGAAUUACCCAUGAUGAUGAAUGCGUGUUAUUAUGUUAUCAAAAUGCAUCAUUCUUUGCAAAAAAUCAGAUUUUUUGUGUGUAUUUUUGUGUGUAUUCUUGCGCCGUGUGCUCUGCGUUGGUGUGACGCAGAACCAUAACUCAGCGCUAGACCUCGUCGCAAAUCGGUGUGCCGCAAUGUAAACACUGCGGAGCUACAAGCCUACGUUGCAUUACGAAUGUGACGCGCUGUGAGCUUGUAUAUCUGCAUUUUAAUUUCAGAUGCUUUGUUUAAAGUUAUGUAGCGAGUCUGUAGUGCAGUGCCUCGUUUAGAACCCCCUGUCAUUAUUACAUAAAAAGUAUCUACUAGCACGGAUAUUGCCACUGGAUUAAAAAAUGAACUGGAAUGGAUUAUAAAUGUACGUUUUCAACCGCAACGGGGGGGGGGGGGGGUCUGAAAACUUUCCGUCCUGGGAUUUUUUUUUGCUUUAAUCCCUGACCCUGGAACAAUUGCAGCAAAAAUAUAGUAAGUAUAGUAAUGGUUUUUUUGACUUGCUGUC
This is a messenger RNA of Cololabis saira (Pacific saury), 2462 nucleotides long. It is a transcript of the gene med31, whose product is annotated as mediator complex subunit 31. NCBI's taxonomy places the organism in Eukaryota, Metazoa, Chordata, Actinopteri, Beloniformes, Belonidae. The transcript has 4 exons. The record is from RefSeq and is a predicted model, not a curated record. Gene Ontology annotation, biological process: regulation of transcription by RNA polymerase II. Gene Ontology annotation, molecular function: transcription coregulator activity. Gene Ontology annotation, cellular component: core mediator complex; mediator complex. Bases 177 to 572 code for a protein of 131 amino acids.